Molecule: messenger RNA, 1089 nt
Organism: Lotus japonicus
Lineage: Eukaryota; Viridiplantae; Streptophyta; Magnoliopsida; Fabales; Fabaceae
Exons: 2
Coding region: 235-933 (232 amino acids)
Source: RefSeq, a predicted model, not a curated record
AUUUCGAAGAAUCAACAUGUUGAGUACCUACAAAAGUACAACACUCAAUCUAAGGCAGUGUAUUACGAUCAUGAAGUUCCAUUGCUUUCUUUAGUUCUCACCGUUCAUAAUCCCUUUAUAUAAACUCAAAAGAUACUGAAUCAUUUCAUUGCUCUCACUAUAUUCUACUUCUUCAGUUCUUCCCCAUGACUAAUCUAACACAUUAAUUCAUUCUUGAUUUCUUACAUUAAAAUCAUGGGUGCUAACCUCUGCACUCUGUGCCACAUAAUACCAUGCCAAAAAUCUAAAUCAUCUAGAACAAGAAAAGGGUCACCUUCGAAGGAGGAGGGAAUUCAAGACAACUGUGGGGAGAUAGAGAACACAAGAAGGUUGAGCAAGAUUCUCAAAAGAAAGAUAGACAUGGAGACACCAGAGAAGACGAUUCUCAUGCCUAGGAAUUUAACUCUACAUGAUUGGAUAGUAGCCUCUCCUAGCUUGAAGCCAGAGUACCUCAUGAGAGGUGAACUCUGUGGGAACUCCAUGAAAAAGGUUCACCCUUGUUCAGGUCAAUUCCUUGGAUCUUUGUUAAGUGAAACCAAAGACAGUUUAUGUUUAGACAGACCCAUUAACCACGAUGAAGAAUCUGAAGAUAUGUCAAAUUGUUCCUUGAUUUGCAAAAGCUUAAGUGGGAAAUCUCAAAAGAGUGUAAGAUUCAAACUUCCUCACACUGUUAAAUAUUACACACCAGAGAGGACUUAUUGCAAAAAAGCCUAUUUGUGCUCAUCACAGGAACAGAAGAAGCCUUAUAAGGGUGAAAGUGAAAGUGAAGGCUCAUUUUUCUCCCCAAUGGGACCUAACUGCAGAGAAAAUUCCUUUGAAUCUUCUGCAGAGGAACCUGCUUUCAGGCUUGCAGUGCAUAUUCUUCCUCAUGUAUUUGUCUCUUCCAAAGUUUGAAGUUUGUUAAUAUGGUCUUGCAUACAUAUUCAUGUGUUUUGUGAUUGGAUUCCAAGGAUGUAGUGACUACUAAAUCAUUUAAUGGUUAAUUUGUACUUCUAAAUAAAAUUGUCCGUAUUUCUCUCAUUAAAGAUAUUAUCCUAACAUAUGACUUUC